GUAGCUGUUGACGAACUUUCAAACUUCUUCCUUAUCAAGGGCCGUAAUAGCCGUCUUUUUACUGGCAGCCUACUGAGCGUGUUUGACGUCCGGGGCGACUAUGUCGUUAAGGUGCUCCGGAGGCUGCAGAAGGAUGACUACGCAACCAUUGAGGUAAGGCCGGAGCUCGUCGCCCAAUUCAACCAGUACCGGACGGUAUAUACAAGUGAGUGUUCGUCUUGGUAUCAAACGGGCAGGAUAAACUCGCGGAUCGUGGCAACCUGGCCAAGAUCAUUAGCGCAAUGUCUUGAAGUGCUGCAGGCUCCCCGGUGGGAAGACUUCAUGUUUGAGAGCGCUUAUUACCCAACAGGGAAUUCGCUCCGAUGGAUAGGCAACGGCUCGAGCCUGGGUCUCGCCGAGUGA
This is a messenger RNA of Ilyonectria robusta, 402 nucleotides long. RefSeq lists its product as uncharacterized. The record is from RefSeq and is a predicted model, not a curated record. The transcript is spliced from 2 exons. The annotation marks the transcript as partial. Lineage: Eukaryota; Fungi; Ascomycota; Sordariomycetes; Hypocreales; Nectriaceae.